Messenger RNA from Planococcus citri (citrus mealybug), 2361 nucleotides. RefSeq names its product golgin subfamily A member 6-like protein 6. Bases 220 to 2142 code for a protein of 640 amino acids. The transcript is spliced from 8 exons. The record is from RefSeq and is a predicted model, not a curated record. Lineage: Eukaryota; Metazoa; Arthropoda; Insecta; Hemiptera; Pseudococcidae.
ACAGUGUAAAUUUCAGUGGAGGCGGAUCCGGAUCCAAGAAUAGAAUCUUUUAUAACGCUGUGUGACGUGCGGAUUUCUCAAAUAUUACACUAAAACUCUACGAUAGAUAUUCUCAUUCCAUUCGAAACAGUCGGUAGUGUUGUGUUCGUUGUGUUUAGAUAAAAUUCAAAUUUGAAAUUAAUUUUUUUUCGAGUAACGUAAAGGAACACUUUUGAUAAAAUGGUUUACGAAUCUGAUUUCUACACUACUCGCAGGCCUUACAGCCACAGCCGACCAACGGUUACUUCGUAUUCAGUAACGAAUCCUCGUCUCACUCCUGCUAUUGGAAAGCGAACGUGUGUGGAUUUUAUUACACAGGCGCAAACGUACCAUCCAUCUAUACCAUUUAUCGCUCAUAAAAAACUGACCACUGUAACCACCCCUGUACCGCAUAACUCUGUGCGUAAAACCGUCAUUAGUAAUACGUUGGAUCGUAUUCAUCAUAAACCCAGAUCACAUCAGAGUUACGACCCUAUGGAAGACUUUUUGAAUGAAAGAUCAGUUACAUCAUUCGAAGAUGUGACGAGGUCCAUUCGAGCUAACACGGCUGCGUUGUUGAAAAAAGUCCAUACGCCUAUUCCUAGGUCUGUCAAACCGUUGUCAGUCAGUAAUCUUUACAAUCAUACUGAAAUCCCAAUCGCUGAUAGAAUAUCAUCGGAUGAAUAUAUUUGGCAUUUAUUAAGGCCACUGCCAGGAAAGCCCAGUAAUGGUAUAGAUGUUGGUUACUAUCCCGAAUCAUCUACGAAAAUUCCUCUUGGCAAAACACAUUUAGCCUGCGUAUCGUAUGCCGGAGGUCAUCCAAUCGCAAAACGAAGACAGCUCGUAGCAGGACCAGGAGACGACUACCGUAAUGUACGAAACGAUGUCGAACUUUUAUCUCAUUACACUAGAAUGAGGCAAGCAGCAAACCAACCUCAUGAAAAUGGAAUCGUUAGUAAUGAUGCGAGUAACAGUGGAGCCAGUCGUUUCAAACAUUAUGCACCUACUACACCACACACAACUGAAAAGGUCACCACAAACGGCCCACUUUCCGCAUCGUUGAACGAAGACGAUAAAGAAAACGUAGUCAGCAACGCUCAAAAACCCUUAAAGAAAAAACCAUCGAGAGACAUUUCAGUCGACGAAGAUCAAAAACAAAGAGACCAAGAGAAAGCUCUGAAAGAAAAACAAGCCGAGGAAGAACGAGAACGAGAACGUUUACUAGAACAAGAACGUAAAGCCGAAGAAGAACGCCUGGAACAAGAACGUAUCGCCGAACAAGAACGUAAAGCGGAACAAGAACGUCUCGAAGAAGAAGAACGCAAAGCCGAAGAAGAACGUCUAGAACAAGAACGUAAAGCGGAAGAAGAACGCUUAGAACAAGAACGUCUCGCCGAAGAAGAAAGAUUAGCCAAAGAAGAAGAAGAAAAACAACGUCUUCUGGAGGAAAAACUCGUCGAAGAGUAUCACAGAGAACAAGAACGAAUAGCCGAAGAACAACGUCAACGAGAACUAGAAUACGCCGAAGAGCAGCAAAAACUAGCUCAGCAGAAAUUAGCCGAAGAACAAAAACUUCUACACGAAAAACUACUAGAAGUUAAACAACAACAAGAAGCCGAAGAAGAAAACGUAGAGAAAGACGAAGAAGAAGAAGAGGAAGCCGAUGACAAAUCCGAACCGGUUCAAAUCGAAGAAGUAACUGAUGAAAAUGACACCGAAUACGUGAAAUGCAACAAUAUCCCAAAAGAUACCGAUGAAACCGAGAAGAAAAACGAAUCCGCUGAAGAAUCUGAAGAAGCCAGUGACGAAGAACCGGCCAUUGCAGAAAAUGUCCAACAAAAUGGUAGCAUCGAAGCCGACCAAGUUGUCGUUAUCAAGAAAACAAUCAGAUCAACGUUCGAAUACGAAGAGCAAUACGGUACGAAAUCCUUCGAUAAAAAUGAUGAUGAGAAAUCAGAGAACACCGAUGCUAAUUCUGAUAUCUCCGAAGCCGAAGAAGAACCUAAUAAUUCCACUGUUCCUGAUGCUGAUAGUAAAGACCAAAACGAAGCCAAGGAAAAUAAAGAAGAAGAGGAAACGGAGGAGGAGAGUGAAGAAGACGAGGAGGAGGAAGAAGAAGAGUAAUUCAAUCAUGUUUGUGACCUUUUUCCUACCCAGAAUGCCACAAUCUUUUUUCUUUUCAUAUGAAAAUUAUAUCAUUGGUUCGAAAAAUGUUUCCAAGUUGAAACCCAUUUAGGUACCUAAUUUUUAUAGGUGCUACAUUAUUCGCCCCCUACUUAUUUAUUUAUUCUUUUAUAUGGAAUGUAACGUAUUCAAUAAAUGAUAUAAAUUGUUUUUAUAUAA